Messenger RNA from Physeter macrocephalus (sperm whale), 2841 nucleotides. RefSeq names its product folliculin (gene FLCN). The transcript has 3 exons. The annotation marks the transcript as partial. Gene Ontology annotation, biological process: negative regulation of transcription by RNA polymerase II; positive regulation of transforming growth factor beta receptor signaling pathway; positive regulation of TORC1 signaling. Gene Ontology annotation, cellular component: cytosol. The record is from RefSeq and is a predicted model, not a curated record. NCBI's taxonomy places the organism in Eukaryota, Metazoa, Chordata, Mammalia, Artiodactyla, Physeteridae. Gene Ontology annotation, molecular function: GTPase activator activity.
GGGGCUUUGUCCCGGGGUGAAGAGCACUUGACGGGCAGCGUGUCUUGUGUCGCCGCAGAGUUUGCUGUGGUGGUGGAAGUGCACACGGCCGCUCGCUCCGGCCUGCGCCCGGCCGGCUGUGAGGACGAGCAGUCCCUCAGCAAGCACGAGUUCGUGGUGACCAGUGGGAGUGCUGCAGCCGCAGACCGAGCCGGCCCCACCAUCCUGAGUAAAGUGGAAGCGGCUUUGACCAACCAGAAUCUGUCGGUGGACGUGGUCGACCAGUGCCUCGUCUGCCUCAAGGAGGAGUGGAUGAACAAAGUGAAGGUCCUCUUUAAAUUCACCAAGGUGGAUAGUCGGCCCAAAGAGGACACACAGAAGCUCCUGAGUAUCCUCGGAGCGUCUGAGGAGGACAAUGUCAAGCUGCUCAAGUUUUGGAUGACAGGCCUGAGCAAGACCUACAAGUCACACCUCAUGUCCACGGUCCGCAGCCCCAUGGCCUCAGAACCUCGCAGUUGACCCCAUCCUGGGGCUCUGUGUCUGGGUAGGCCUCCUGGGAUGUGGUGACGUCCAUCCUUGCCGCGGAGCUCGGACACAGGUCUGUGAUGGCAUUCUCAGGCUGUCCUCCCGUUUCCAGACUGCUGGCAUGAAGCUGUUUCCUAGUAAGGAAUGGAAAGUGUUGGGGCUGAACUUUGCCCUCUGUGUGGAAUGCGGGCCUGGUGUAGAUCUUGGCGCCGUCCCACAAGCUACGUGACCUGCUCCAGCCCUGAAGAGGGCAGUGGGAGACUUGUGACAGUUAGUCCCCUGCAUUCGCGCCCCCUGGGAGAGGAGAACGUGAGGAAGGUGUGCGUCUGAUGCCUCUCACGGCUGCUGCUCUCAACAUUUACAGGGCAACAGGUCAGGCCAGCUCCGCCUGGGGUGUCUUAGCCGCUGUGUCAUACCCUCUCUUGAGGUUGAACCUUUCUCUUCUGAAGUUGAGCAAGGGUUUCCCAGGUAGUGCAUGCAUAUGUGAGUUUUGUGAAUUUUCAGGUUAUGUUCUGAUCCGUAGUCAUUGUUAGUAAUCUGGUUUUAAGUUAGGGCUCUGGGAAUGCCUUUUGGGGUGGAGUGGAUGUUUUCCUCAUCUUUGGAUCAUCUGGAAUUCGUGUUCUGAAGUUAUCUGACAACCAAGUCUUCUGGCCAUGCUCUUCUGUGGUUGCUUUGAAAUUACCCUGUAGCUUGAGGACAAACCCUGAUUUUUUUUUACACAAAGAGGAUACUUUGCUGAAAUGUCAGAUGGAGUCGUUUGACUGGCCUGGCUCACUGUAUGUGGAGUUGAGAAACCCAUCAUAGUUUUAUUCCAUAUCACUUUGCCUUCUAUUGCUUCUUUAUACGUUUACAUUUGGCUGCAGUUAAGUUUCAGAGUAUGGUAGUUUAAGACCGGCUCAUCGUCCCUGUGUACAUUUUUAAUAAGGAUUCAUGGUUUGGAAGGAUUUUCCGGUAAUUUUGCUGAUUUGGUUAUAGUUUUUUGUGUUUAAUUUAUAUUUAACAGGAAGACCAUGUUUAUACGACUAGGUAUCUGUAUCAUGCAAGAACAUUGAAAUAAUAAAGAUAUUUUUUUAUAAACUGUUGACUACAUGGUUUUAUUGGUUUGAUACCUCAGAUUUUCUUGGGAUCAGUCAUAGAAAAUAAUAUGGUUAAAGUAACACCAGUGAUAUAACUGUUUUGGAACCCUGUACUCUACUGAAGGCUUACAGUUUCCAGGGGAAGACUUGGUAAACUGUGCUUAAUUUUCAGUCAGUUUUAGCUCGUAGUACAGUUGCAGGUUCCUAUCUCCCACCCCCAGCCACAUGGCAGGGCCGCACACGUGUUCUUGGAGCAGCUUGCAGGAACGAGGGUGGGUAAAAAGGAUCCUGUCCUCUGAAUAUCAGGGCUCUGUGCCUGAUUGCUGAUUGCUGCUUCUGAUCAGAGUGCAGACGAAGAAGGAGCAGCCACUGUCACUGCGCCUCCCCCUCUGGAUGGCAGCCUCUCCCUGCUUCAUUUUUGCCUUCCACCUCUCAGGCGCCAGACAUUAAAGAGUAGGAUAGGGCUUCCCUGCGGGCGCAGUGGUUGGGAGUCCGCCUGCCGAUGCAGGGGACACGGGUUCGUGUCCCGGGUCGGGAAGAUCCCACGUGCCGCGGAGCGGCUGGGCCCGUGAGCCAGGCCGCUGAGCCUGCGCGUCCGGAGCCUGUGCUCUGCAACGGGAGAGGCCACAAAAGUGAGAGGCCCGCGUACCGCAACAAAAAAAAAAAAAAAGGAGGACGCUCAAAAACAAUUGCAUGUAUGAGAAAAUUUAAAAGUGACUGUGCACAUCCAGGGAAGGGCUCAGAAAAGACCUGAGAAGAACUGAAGUUUACACCUCCAGCUGGUCCCUGGCAAAGAGCCUACAACAGUAAAAAUAACAAACCAGUAAACGCUGGGGAAGGGGGAGAAUCUGAUUUUCAGAGUUAAGCUAUUAUUAGAUUUAAAUGUCCAGUGUUCAGCAAAAACAACAACAACAACAAAAUCACAAGGCAUACGAAGAAACGGGAAGGUCUAUUGAAAGGAAAAAAAGAAGUCAGCAGAAUCUGUCCAUGAAAAAGACCUAAUGGCAGACAUAUUAGCCAAAGACUUUAAAACAACUGUUAAAGAUGCUCAAAGAACUAAACAUGUGGAGACAGUCAAGAAAAUGAUGUGUGAACAAAACAGAAAUAUCAAAGACAGAAAACCAACAAAAGAAACCAAAAAUAUUCUGGAGCUGAAAACAGCAGUAACUGAAGUGAAAAAUUGACUAGAAGGCUUUAAAGACAAUUUGAGCAGGCAGAAGAAAGAAUCAGUGCCCUUAAAGAUAGGACAGUGGAAAUUAUU